Athalia rosae (coleseed sawfly) is the source of this 2439-nucleotide messenger RNA. RefSeq names its product rRNA-processing protein UTP23 homolog. The record is from RefSeq and is a predicted model, not a curated record. The coding region runs from base 1033 to 1788 and encodes 251 amino acids. Gene Ontology annotation, cellular component: small-subunit processome; nucleolus. The transcript is spliced from 3 exons. Lineage: Eukaryota; Metazoa; Arthropoda; Insecta; Hymenoptera; Athaliidae. Gene Ontology annotation, molecular function: small ribosomal subunit rRNA binding.
UUGAAAAAUCAAAAUGUUAUUCGCAAUAUGUGCUCCACUAGAAAAAUCACUAAAUGCCAAAUGAUAGAUGCAUCGGUUAUACGGUUGUGCGACAGAAUGACGGAUCAACCCUGUGCAAAAUACAUUUUCUGCAACUGACAAUGAGCAUUCGAUAUAUCUAUGUUCAAUAUAUCCAUGAUACCAUAGAUAUAUUGAACUAGAUCGGACAAGUUCCGAAAAGUCAGAGUCAUAAGAUAGUAAGUCGUAAAAUAAGAGCGUUCAAUAUAUCUAUGAUGAUACCAUAAUAAAAAAUGGGGAUUCGUGGAAUCAAGUUAGAUGAAGAUAACGAACGAGCGAUUAAGAGUUAGGCUACGACCAAAACCAGUCGUGAUGUCUCCAUUUUUUUGUUCCAACAAACGAAAAAUUAACGAUAACCCGUUCAUUUCGAUAAAUAGAUCAAUUUGGCUAUCAGAUUCAGAUUUCUGAGAUUGGGGUACCCCUUUGGAUGUUGUCGAUCUUUGGUCCCAAACUGAAGUAUUUUUGAAAUCGAUUGUAAAUGGAGCUUUGAAUUUUUUUCACCGAGAUAUCUUAAUUUUUUUGCACUGAAAAGCGAAAAAUUGACGAUAACUCGAUCAAUUUCAUAGACAAAUCAAUUUGGCUUUAGAUUCGGAUUCCGGAGAUCGAAAUUCAUCAGAAUACCAUAGAAAUACUUUACUCCAAAGUCGAAAAAAUCAAGGCAUUUCCUUUUAAAUUACGAUAUCAAAGUAAAUGUUUUACUCCAAUAUCAAAAAAAAGUUCUUAGCCCCACCUAAUUAUAGGCAAUUCAACAUACGUUCUAGCGAAUCAGUCAACGCUAGCGAAGAAUGGAAGAAUCAGAAUCAGCGCUCUCACGGCGGAACCAACGAAUUCACGUUGGGCGAAACAAGCGCCAGUCAACGCAAGCGCUUGUGAUAACCACGUGUUAUUCUGACAGAUCAACGAACACACUGGGACACAUUUACGUAAACAUAGUUCGUUUCUCAUGGUAAUCAUCGAAAGAUUGUUAGAAGCAGAAUGAAGAUCUCACGACACAAAAAAGUGCAAAAGAACCUCAGCUUUUACGUAAAUAAUUUCGGAUUCCGACAGCCAUAUCAAGUCCUUAUAGAUGGUACCUUUACAUUCGCCGCUCUUCAGAACAAAUUGAACAUACAAGAACAACUGCCUAAAUACUUUCAAGCUGGAACCAAACUUUUAACGACACAAUGCGUUAUUAUAGAGACGGAAAUUUUGGGCCCAAAAGUUUACGGAGCAAUGCUCAUAGUGAAACAAUUUGCUGUUCACAAAUGUGGCCACGAAAAAGAACCUCUGUCAGGUUCUAGAUGCCUACGAUCCAUGAUUGGUAAAAAUAAUCCGAGCAGAUAUAUAAUAGCCACACAAGAUAGAGAUCUCCAAGAAAGCAUUAGGAAAGUUCCAGGAGUUCCUCUUAUUUAUCUACAUCAAAAAGCUCCGACGCUCGAACAACCCUCUGCAGCAAGUCAGAAACAAGCAUCAGAUCAUCGUAGCAUUUCAGUAGGAAUGAACGCACAGCAAUCAGAGACAAUAACACUAUUGAAGAAACAAUCAGGUUUGUCAGAAGAAAGCGAGAAACCACUGCCAAAAAAGAAACGGAAAAAAAGUGGACCAAAUCCGCUAAGUUGUAAAAAAAAAAAAAGAAAAUCGGUUACACCUGCUCAAAUUGAAAAACAGAAAAACACAGGUAAAGUCAAGAAAAGAAAGAAGAUCAAGAUUCCACAACACGUUAAAGAAGUUUUGAAAAACCAAUCUGUCUAGAAAUUUCGUUAUAAAGUUUUCAAAUCUCUGCGUAUACACAAUUGAAACAGGUUGUUUGAAGAUAGCUGUAAUCAUAGUUAUAUGGUUUUUAUUUCAUGAUUCUUAAUAAUACUCGGCAAAAUCAAUCGUACGCGUCGGUAUAUGAAAUCAAAUUUAUUAUUCAAUAUUUGUGAUAAUAAAGUAUUUGCUUAUCUCCGGCCCCUCUGAAUCGUGCAUAAUCUAUACGUCUUUUACAAUAUGCAAUCAAUAGGGCAGUUCUCUUCUCAAUAGUUAGGAAUAGCGAUUAAAUUUAAUUACAUAAUGAAAUGAUAAGAUAUUUAGUAACAAGAUUAACGUAUUAGGAAGGUACCGGACGCGUCGUCUUAUUUUGCUUUCUCAUCUUCAGUUUGUUUUGUGCUAAGAACGACACUCACUUUUCUAAUUAACAUUCUACUUGAUAUUGUACAUAUUUGUACAUACCUAACGUUAUUACACAGGAAUAUCUGCACCAUAAAUACCCGAUAAUGCAAGAAGGGCUUCAAUUCUGAUGAUUAAAUCUAUGGAGAUUAAUAAAGUUUUAUAGGAAUUGUAUUAAAAUACAACUACAUAUAUGUAUAAGAAGACAAUUGCAGAGAUUAGAGUGAAUAAAAUUAUUAUCAUAAUGAAAAAGAA